Pyrus x bretschneideri (Chinese white pear) is the source of this 1735-nucleotide messenger RNA. RefSeq names its product cytochrome c6, chloroplastic-like. Lineage: Eukaryota; Viridiplantae; Streptophyta; Magnoliopsida; Rosales; Rosaceae. The transcript is spliced from 6 exons. The record is from RefSeq and is a predicted model, not a curated record. Gene Ontology annotation, molecular function: electron transfer activity; heme binding; iron ion binding.
UUAAUUCAAAUAAAGUGGCUGUCCACAUCAAAUAUCAUCUAAGAUGGUAUGAAAAUGUGGUAUAAAAAUAUAGUAUGAAUAUCAUUAAUUUGGGUCUUGACAACUUUUUUUCUUUUUUGAACAAACGAUAUUACGUACAAUAAGGGAUGUGCUUAAAUUUAUAAUUUUAGAUUAAAAUUACCAAUCAACCUUGGCGAAAAGAAGUUAUCUAAAACGUAUAUGUUAUGAAGUCAUGGCAGUAAAUGUAGUCUUGAGAAUGAGAAGUGAUGAGUAGGAGAAUGUUAAGUUCAUAACUUUUCAAUUUUCAAUGAUACAAAAAAAAAAAAAAAAUUCGCCCAUGAAAAAUGAUACAACAAAGUAUGCAGUUUUUUAAAUCAAAAUUACUAUUAUUCACAUAUUAUGUACUUUUGAAGUUUAAUACAUAUAUAAUUCACGUAUUUGCGAGUAACACCACAUUCAUGAUUUUGGUAUUUUCUUGUUAAAAUUUACAAAUAAUAUUGACACAUUAGUUUUUAUUUUGAAGAAAUUUAUCAUUUUGGUGGUGUAAACCCUUUUUCCUCUAUGAAGUCCAACAACAAAUAAAAAGAUGGAAAUUUCAUCAAAUUAAAAAAAAAAAAAAAAAAAAAAAGAGUUGUUAAUAGGAAAGGAGAAAACCAAAAACCAAAAAAUAAAGACUAGGAUUCUCUUCCCUCCUUUUCCAUCUCAUUCCCUCCCAUUCUCUUACAUUCUCUAUUUUGUCUUUCUUUUUUUAUAUAAAUUAAUAUAAAAUGUUGAUGUGGUUUAACCGUGACCGUUCAAAUAAGAGGGGAAUAAGGGAAGGGAAAAAAUAGGGGAGAAAAUCCUACUCCAAAAAAUAGUGAGCAUAUGUGUUAUUUUGCAUUUGGGCCUGCAAGUUUCAAGCACAUUUUCACUGUGUCGUCCACAGAGAGAGAGAGAGAGAGAGAGAGAGAUGCAGCUUACAUCUCUGAUAUCUACUAGCAGUAAUGGUACUUGUUGCUUACCUAAGGGUGCAGUGAAGCAAGGAGGACACAACCCAAUUUCCCAAAAGCAAGAAGAAUGAUAGUUUCUCAAGAGCUUGGCUCCCCCUCUAAUGGCUGUAGUUCUGACCUUAUCUCCACUCUCCAUCACUCCUGUCUCACAUGCACGAGCCGUAGAUGUUCAAAAAGGCGCUGCAUUAUUUCGCAAAACUUGCAUUGGAUGCCACGCUGCAGGUGGUAACAUAAUACAACCAGGCGCAACACUCUUUACUAAAGAUCUACAAAGAAACGGAAUUGACACAGAAGAGGAGAUAUACCGUGUUACUUACUUUGACAAGGGAAGAAUGCCGGGUUUUGUUGAGAAAUGCGCACCGAGGGGCCAGUGCACGUUUGAAGCCCGUUUGCAGGAUGAAGAGAUAAAGAUUUUGGCUAAGUUUGUGAAGUUACAGGCUGAUCAAAACUGGCCGAACAUUGUAAUUGCUGACUCAAGUUUUCGGUAAAGUGCUUCUUUGUUUAUUUGCAUAUAUUCAAUCGGCACGUUAAUUCUGGGCAUGAAUCUAUGUUGGUUUAUGAUUCAGUGUAGCUAGUGUUCUUACACUCUUGGUUUCAGCCUGCAAUCCUCCUACGCCAUGUUCACUUCUCAAAAAUGAACACUGAUCGACGUAAUGCUGGAUUACAUGCAAGGAAGAUAAUAUUCCUGUUUCUGCCCUUAGGCCUUUUCUGUAAUUUCCUGCACGUUCAUGUAGCUUGGUUUCAUA